Molecule: messenger RNA, 1203 nt
Organism: Anoplophora glabripennis (Asian longhorned beetle)
Lineage: Eukaryota; Metazoa; Arthropoda; Insecta; Coleoptera; Cerambycidae
Exons: 2
Coding region: 127-489 (120 amino acids)
Source: RefSeq, a predicted model, not a curated record
UAAAAAUUCCUGUUGGAUGGGGUCGGUCAUGUUUAUUUGUCAAAUAAAAUAUCGUUAAGUUCAGACAAGCAUUUGUAUAAUCAUUUGAAGUUUACAGGCUGUGCAGAUUUCCUAAAAAUUCCAACCAUGACACAAAAUAGAAAACGUAGAAGGAGUCUCCAAGAAGAUGAGGUAGAAGUGGAGUUCGUGCCGUUGUCAAAAAGGAUAAAUAACCUUCAUAUAAACAACACUAUGCUCUUGGAGAAUUCCAAUGAAAGGGCCACAUCGAUAAAUUCCGUAGAAUGGGGUCCUGGCCCCCCGAACUACCUCAAUCAAUUACCGGAGUCGCCCCCUACCUCGGAACAGAGUCUCGAUUGGAACAUGUCCCAAAUUCCAUUGGAAUAUUCCCCGGAUUUAAACGAAAACCAGAACCCUCACUACUUUAAUAUAAACAAGUUGCUGUUCGAAAUGUACGUGCAGAGAGUCCACAGAGGCUGCCAUCAAAUUUAAGAUAUUUAGUAUCGAAUGAAAUGGGACUGCCACUUACUAAGUGAAAAAUAGUUUCUUUCCGACGAGAACUAAUUCCAGGUUGAUAGUUCAAAGGAUAUUUUUGGAAGAACUUUCAUUUCAAUAUAUUAUACAUCUAUGAUAAUUAUAAAUUAUUUUACUUUUACUCUAUUUAUAAGUUGUAUUUAUUUUUUACUUUUAGUUCUUACAACUGAUUAUAUACGUUUGUAGCUAUGGCACUUCUUUUUAUGGAAGCGAAUGUAUGCUUUUUACUUUGUGUGCUUGAAUGGGUAUGCAUUUAAAUUUCCAACAAAAAUAGAUGUAGGUAAAGAUGAUUGUAACAAAUUAUGGUAGAAACGUUUUUUAUUGAAAGCUAUACGUGUCCAAGCAUAAUGAAUGUAAGACCUAUUAAAGUAAUUUUAAUUUAAGGAAAAAUAUUCAAAUUUGUAUUUUAUUACAGAGGUGGCAACUCUGUACUAGAGCAUGUGCCGAGGAAAAUUAAUGUUAGGCGUUUUAAAUAUAAAAACCACAACUUUGUAAUGAUAAUUACCGAUUUAGAAAACACUUAGUUAGAAAGUAGCCGAUAAACUGUACCUCUUUAAGCCAACCUUCUGAAAACUUGUAAAAUAUGUUUUUUCUCAAAAUAUACCCUUGAUUUAGCUAUUGAAUCAAUAUUUUAUGUAUCAUAAUCUAAUAAAGGUCGAGGAAAGUAAAAUU